AGUACCAGCAGCAGUAGUACCAGCAGCAGUAGCAGCAAGCACAGCAGCAUUUGUAAGAAGAGUAGCAGCAGCAGGAGGAAGCACAGCAGCAUUUGUAAGAAGAGUAGCAGCAGCAGCAGCAGCAAGCACGGCAGCAUUUGUAAGAAGAGCAGUAGCAAGCACGGCAGCAUUUGUAAGAAGAGCAGAAGCAGCGAGCACAGCAGCAUUUGUAAGAAGAGCAGCAGCAGAAGCUGCAUCAAGCACGGCAGCAUUUGUAAGAAGAGCAGCAGCAGCAGCAAGCACAGCAGCAUUUGUAAGAAGAGUAGCAGCAGCAGGAGGAAGCACAGCAGCAUUUGUAAGAAGAGUAGCAGCAGCAGCAGCAGCAAGCACGGCAGCAUUUGUAAGAAGAGCAGCAGCAAGCACGGCAGCAUUUGUAAGAAGAGCAGAAGCAGCGAGCACGGCAGCAUUUGUAAGAAGAGCAGCAGCAGCAGCAAGCACAGCAGCAUUUGUAAGAAGAGCAGCAGUAGCAGAAGCAGCAGUAGUACGAGCAGCCGCAAGCACGGCAGCAUUUGUAAGAAGAGCAGCUGCAGUAGCAGCAGUAGUACCACCACCAGCAGUAACAGAAGCAGCAGUAGUACCAGCAGCAGUAGGAAAAGCAGCAUUAGUACCACCAGCAGCAGUAGCAGCAAGCACAGCAGCAUUUGUAAGAAGAGCAGCAGCAGCAGUAGUAGUAGCAGGAGCAGCAGCAACGACCGCAGUAGGACCAGUUUUAGUACCAGCAGUAGUAGUAGUAGUAGUAGCAGGAGCAGCAGCAACAUCAGCAGCAGGACCAGUUCUAGUAGCAGUAGCAGCAGUAGUAGUAGCAGUAGUAACAACACGUGUGACAGUAUCGGUACGAGCAGUAGAAGCAGCAGUAGGAGCAGCAAAAGCAGUAGCAGCAGGAGCAGCAGCAGCAGGAGCAGUGGUAGCAGGAGCAGCAGCAGUAGGAGCCGUAGGAGCAGUAGGAGCAGGAGUGGUUUUAGUAGCAGUAGUAGAAGCAUCAGAGGCACUAAUAGUUGGAGCAUUAGGAGCAGCAGUAGCAGUAGGAGCAGGAGCAGCAGGAGCAGUAGAACCUGGAGCAGUAGCAGCAGGAGCAGUAGCAGCAGGAGCAGUAGCAGCAGGAGUAACAACAGCAUUAGAAGCACUGGUAACAGUAACAGAUGAGGCAAGAAUAAGAGGAGCAGCAGUAAGAGCAGCAUUAGCAGGAACAGUAUUUGUAAUAGUAGGAGUAGAAGCACCAGGAGCAGUAAUAAUAGGAGCAGUAGGAGCAGCAGUGGCAGUAAUUGCAGGGGCAGUAGGGACAGUAAAACCUGGAGCACUAGCAGCUGUAGCAGUAGCAGCAGGAGCAGUAGCAGCCGAAGUAGCAGCAGCAUUACAAGCACUGGUAACAGUAACAGAUGAAACAACAACAGUAGGAGUAGCAGCAGCCGCUGCAGUGGCAAGAGGAGCAGAAGCAGGAGCUAUUGCAGUAGCAGGAGCAGCAGCAG
Molecule: messenger RNA, 1505 nt
Organism: Micropterus salmoides (largemouth bass)
Lineage: Eukaryota; Metazoa; Chordata; Actinopteri; Centrarchiformes; Centrarchidae
Exons: 2
Source: RefSeq, a predicted model, not a curated record